ACGUUCAGUUCACAAUGAAUGUUAUCACCUACCGGAAGUCGGAAAAGAUUACAAUAAUAUAAAUAAAUGUCGACUACACACUUCAUCAAGGAAAAUGGGUAAUUCGUUACAACGAAGAACGACUACUGCUUUACUUAUGAUGUGGAUUUUAUGGGCAAUUGUGAAUUUAAUAUACACAAAUAAUCCGAAUUUCAACCCAAUGAAAAUGCAACCGACACCCAAAAAUGACAGUUCAUUCAAUUUUACUAUUUUGUUGUAUGCUCCACCUACUUAUCCAAAAAAUUAUUACAAAAUUAACUUUUUAAAAAAAUGUGUCUUUCACAAUUGUAAAAUCAGCUUUGACCGUUCCUUGCUACGUUAUAGUGAUGCUGUAAUUUUCUUUUAUAAGGAAAUAACUUUUAAACCCCCAUUUAAAUUCCCUAAUCAGACGUGGAUAUUAACAAAUUUUGAGGCUCCUAACUUUAAGUCACCUGGAAAAUAUGUUAAAUACUUUGAAUUUGAUUGGACUAUGUCCUAUCGCCAAGAUUCUGAUGUGUAUGUACCAUAUGGAGUUAUAGAGGAGAACAGGAUAAAUUAUCCAAAGAAUUAUUCGUCGAUAUAUGCAAUGAAAACAUAUGACGUGGCUUGGAUAGUCAGUAACUGUAAGACUAAAUUUAGAAGGGAGGAAUAUGUUGAAAAACUUUCUAAAUAUAUAGACAUUGAUAUUUACGGUAAAUGUGGAUGGAAUUCAUGCCGAGGUUCAUCAAUUUUUCAAUGUAAACAGAGACUCAGUAAACGUUACAAGUUUAUGCUUGCCUUUGAAAAUUCAUUAUGCGAAGAUUAUUUGACAGAAAAGAUAUUUCAUUUAUACCGGGAAAAUAUUGACAUUAUUCCUGUUGUGAGAGGUGCUCCUAACACCGAGGAACAUUUACCUAACAACACCUUUGUGUUAGUUUCAGAUUUCAAAUCUCCAAGAGAUCUUGCACACCGAUUAAAAACAAUUGGAGGCAACGAGACGCUGUAUACCGAAAUGUUAAAACAAAAAGACAAAUACACAGCUUUUUCAGAUCCAAACGAAGGAACGGGUAUAUGGGGUCUAUGCAGAACAUGUCAAUUAUUGAAUAAUAAUUAUCAAUCAAAUAAAACAGAGGAUAUACCAAAAUGGCUAUCCGGAAGAUCGUGUAUUUUACCGUCCGAUUUGUGAUUAUUUCAACAUUGGAACUACAACAUCAUGCAACCGAAUUGGUUGAUUUUCAAAGAAAGUCCUUGUUAUAUAUUUGUCAUAGGUUAAAUAGAAUGCUUUUAAUCAAAUGAAGAUGAAGGUUUGAAUUGGAAAUUGUUAUGAAUAUAGGUCUUUUGACGUUUUUUUCCCUUUGUUCAAUAUUUGAGGAAUGACUGUAAUAUUUUUUCUGUCUAUGAAGAAAUAACAUAAAAAAAAAUUGGUGCACACUGAAUAACGCGCGUAGCAAAUAGACAGAAAAAUAUUACUGUUAUUUCUUAUAAUUUAAUUCUAAAUUGUUUUUUAAACCGUAGAAAACCAUGAAAAAACGUUGAUAACGUCACGGUCACAUGACUAAAUUAUGUAUAUGGGCUCAUAACAAAAUAACGUCAGCCAAUCAGAAGACGUGUUACAUCCAAAAUUAUAUUAUAUAGGUAAUGAAAAUUAAAAUGAAAAAGCUUGCUAAUUGUUUAUUCAAUUUAUGAUUUGGUUCAAUACAUAUUAUUGUGUGUUUACAAUUAAUACAUUGUUGACAGUUGUUUUAUUGGCAAUCAGACCUUACCUUCGUAUCUUCAAAUUGAGCUCGAACUAUAUCUUUAACUAUAUCGAAGUGUGCGCAAUAUAGCCUUUUAAUACUAAUGCGGCGUAAAGCAACCAACAAUCAAUCAACUAAAUGGAGUGUAAGUAGUAUACUUACCAAUUUAUACAACAUCGGAAGUUUAAGUAUUGGCGAGACAUGCAGCAGCUACUUGUAUUCUUACAGAUGGAAAGAAAAAAAAACCACACAUUUAGUUUAACAUGUAUUUUGAUUCCAUUGGUAAAGUACUAAAUUAUGCUUUUGGUUUGAUAGAUACAAAUAAGAAUGUUUAAAUGAACUAAUAGAUCAGACACUAUCCGUCCAUAUUUUGUUUGUAGUUUACAAAAGUCACAGAUUUACAUAAACUUCGUGUUGUUAACUGAUUAAUAAGGCUCCGGGUUAAAUAUAUGAAUGAGUUUUGUGCAUUAAUUUAAACCAAAUCAUGUGAUAUCAUCUGAAAUAUCUUGAAAUGAAUUUUGCUGAUAUAUUCAGAGUUUCAAUUGCAAUAUUUAUAUGAUUUAACAUAGUUUUCCCAGUUACAGUUGAUCCAACAGUAGAUUUAGUGGCAUCAGGAACAGUUUUGUAAAAGGAUUGGCCACACAAUUAAAAUUUAUUCUAUAUUCAGUUUAUUUUGUUAUUGCUACUGAUUUCAAUAUUGUGUGAUAUUUAUAUUUGCAUAUA
Messenger RNA from Mytilus trossulus (common blue mussel), 2456 nucleotides. RefSeq names its product glycoprotein 3-alpha-L-fucosyltransferase A-like. The transcript is spliced from 2 exons. Gene Ontology annotation, molecular function: fucosyltransferase activity. Bases 95 to 1183 code for a protein of 362 amino acids. The record is from RefSeq and is a predicted model, not a curated record. Lineage: Eukaryota; Metazoa; Mollusca; Bivalvia; Mytilida; Mytilidae. Gene Ontology annotation, cellular component: membrane.